This is a messenger RNA of Penicillium hordei, 210 nucleotides long. RefSeq lists its product as uncharacterized. The record is from RefSeq and is a predicted model, not a curated record. Lineage: Eukaryota; Fungi; Ascomycota; Eurotiomycetes; Eurotiales; Aspergillaceae. Bases 1 to 210 code for a protein of 69 amino acids. The transcript has 2 exons.
AUGACUCCCCAAUCUGUUUCCAAGGGCUUCAAAGGCGUUGGCAUAGCAGAUCACAUCGAGGACGGGUGUCUCGGGCGCACCCAAAAGUUUAGAUUGGCAUUAUCAAAAAUCAUUGGGUGCCUGGAGUUGAAGUUAAGGGAUGCACAGCCAAUCCUGAUUGGACAGAAUGCUCUUGAUGGAGAAUAUAUCCUAGGAUAUCCUCCUAUUUGA